AAACAUUUCAAGGUUUGAAUAAUAUCACUGAGACUGAGAUACUAGUAUCAGUGUUCAGUGGAAUGCGACGGAAGCUAGAAGUAAUGGAAAUUACCAUUAUUGCGUUGUUUCUUUUGGCUAUUGAACAUGGAACCAAUGCGUUAACUGGAACCCGUUGGAGUUAUAGAGACAAUAACGGACCGGAAAAAUGGCCGGAACUAUUUCCUAACAUGUGUGCAGGAUUGUACCAAUCUCCAAUCGACAUCCCACCCAUCGAUACGGUGUAUAACCAACAGUUAACAAAUUUCGUCUUCUACGACCAACUAGCACGGGGAGCAAAAUUUAUAGCUGAUAAUAAUGGAAAAUCAAUCGAAGUGGAUACACAAGGACAGUUUCUUCUCGCAUAUGGCGGUCUCCAAUACACAUACAGAAUUAGCCAGUUUCAUUUCCAUUGGGGAGGUUCCAAUGACAAAGGAUCAGAACAUACCAUUAAUGAGGAAGCUACCCCGAUGGAGAUGCACAUUGUAACCUGGAACGUAGAUAAGUACAGUAGUAUUGCAGAGGCAGCUAUGGAGCAAGACGGGCUAGCAGUUUUAGGAAUACUUUUCAGUGUUUCACAUUAUGAUAACCCACUACUAGAGCCACUUGUGAAGGUCAUGCCAUACAUUAAGGACCCGGAAUGGAACAACAGUGUAGAAAUCCCCGUUGUGUCACCAAGUGCAUUUUUGCCGAAUAGUCCAGAAAAAUACUACAGAUACCAUGGAUCACUGACCACCCCACGAUGUUACGAGAGUGUAACCUGGACCGUGUUUAAAGAAAGACAAACAAUAUCAGAAAAACAGUUGAACGUGUUCCGUCAGGUACUGAUGUCUCGUGCGACUAUGGAAGUACCAGGAUCUCAUUCACUGCAAUCAACCGGUAGAAUCUUUGGUGAAGAACGGGAACCCUUAGUGAAUAACUUUAGACCAGUACAGCCUUUAAACGGAAGAGUAGUCAAAAGAAGUUACCAGAUUUUACACGCAGAGUAAAUCGACACACGGAAUUUCUUUCAAAAUAUUUACUCAAGAAUUUGCAGCAUUUCAUCAGUCGCUUUGUUUUUCAUUUUUCUUAUGACAGUCAAUCAGUAUGCAUGAAAGUGAGUGUUUUUCACCGAAAUAAUUUAGUUUUGUUAUCUUUUUUUCUAAUUGCGUCCAUUAUAAUAAUAAAUAAAGGUUAAAAUUCA
Messenger RNA from Mercenaria mercenaria, 1201 nucleotides. RefSeq names its product carbonic anhydrase 1-like. The transcript has 8 exons. Lineage: Eukaryota; Metazoa; Mollusca; Bivalvia; Venerida; Veneridae. Gene Ontology annotation, molecular function: carbonate dehydratase activity; zinc ion binding. The coding region runs from base 63 to 1007 and encodes 314 amino acids. The record is from RefSeq and is a predicted model, not a curated record.